UCAAGGACAUCAAUUUGCAUUAUUAGCAAAGAAAAGGAGGCGGACGUCGGAGCGCAUUCACCGGCGAACAUUUGCCGGCGAAAAUAUUUUACGAUUUGUUUACAAACAAUCUAUUUGCAGGAGUUCGGCUUUUUUGGUCUCGGCACAAACCGACUAACGGUUGUAGACUCAAAAUAAGAAGAAGCAGCAGCAAUGCUUUCGGCGCGGUAAACAAACUUUCGCGUCUGAUUUAACGGUGUGCUUGAAGGCGCGCCACUUCACUAUGCCCUCUUCGUCGUUGUUUACCACUACGACUCUUCUCAAGUUUUCAUUAUUGCCAAGGCAAACACUUUUUCGCGCCAGUUUUGCGCUCAUUGUGAAGGAAAGUGAAGCGUUGAAAGCGAAUUUCAAACAAAUGGGUCCUUUUGAAAAGUAAUUUGCCUAGCAACCAGCCGUUGGUCGACUUGCUGUUAAAUCAAUGAGGUUUUUUCAGCUAUUUCGAGCAGAAAGUUAUGGAAAGUUUGUGUCGAAAUUACUUUAUUUUUCGAGACUAAAAGAGCUUAGCUUAAUAAGUACUUAAAAUGGAGUUAAUAGAAACGUUGUAUAACGCAGGAAAUUUAGGACAUCCAAUCUAAAUUGGACGCCACUUAGCUGGAACUACAAACAUACAAAUUCAACGAUUCAUCUACCGCAGCUUAAAUAUACAUAUGCCAUUUUUAGACCACUAACGUCCUAAAGUGUGUGGUAGCUUUCCUUCCUUUAUACUCCAACUUGAUGUCCAUUGUGAACUUGUUCCACCAACGUCGCUGCCAUGGGGAAUACGGAGAGCAAUGUAACGAGUGGCGUCAAGAAACAAGCUGGCGUCUCCACACAAGCACUCUACAAAUUUGUGAAUCUCAAGGGUGGCGGUCUGUUGGUCGAUAUGAUGAAACGCGCUUGUCAGACUAAGCAGUUCGCAGAAAUCGAUCAUGCGAUUAAGACGAAAGUCGAGCCAUUUCUCUACAAUAAGGGUGCCGGUCGCUAUUUUCCCAUCUCGAAGCUGGUGCUAUUGCCGAUGGAGAAUCCCGAUGAAGACUUCAAUAUACAUGAUCACUGCACUGAGGUGUCAGAGGCUGAAUAUAUAUCGAAUCCGAGUGCAUAUCGGUUUGUGUGCUGGAAUUUGAAUGAACGCGGCGCUGUCGGUGAAACUGUCUUGCAUCUCUGUCUGCUGAACGCCUCCUCGCUGCAUGCCGAUCUCGCCAAGCGCCUGCUCAAAUGGUAUCCCAAACUCAUACUUGAUGUGUAUAUGUGCGACGAAUACUAUGGCGAGAGCGUUUUGCAUAUCGCAAUCGUCAACGAGGAUCCAGCGAUGGUGAAAUAUCUGCUCGAUGCUGGCGCUGAUGUGCAAGAGCGCUGCUGCGGCGCCUUUAUGUCCGCGGAGGAUCAGAAAGCCUCACGUUACGAUUCACCUGAUCACGAGUAUGUCGGCGUGCAGCCGAUAACCAACUAUGAUGGCUACGUCUAUUGGGGCGAAUACCCGAUGAGCUUUGCCGCUUGUCUGUCGCAAGAGGACUGCUUUCGCUUGGUGCUGGCACGCGGCGCGGAUCCAGAUCUGCAGGAUACCAAUGGAAAUACUUCACUGCAUAUGUUGGUGAUCUAUGAGAAGAUCGAAAUGUUCGAUGUCUCCUACGAAGUGGGUACCAAUAUUCAUCUAAGAAAUAUGCAAAAUCUCACAGCGUUGACAUUGGCGGCGAAAUUGGGACGCGUUGAGAUGUUCUUUCACAUUUUGAGCAUAGAACGUGAGAUCUACUGGCAGUUGGGUAGCAUCACUUGCGCGGCGUAUCCGCUGUCCAUGAUCGACACGAUCGAUGUGGAGACGGGGAAUAUAAACAAGGACUCAGUGUUGAAUUUUGUGGUGUUUGGCGACAAACUGGAACACUUAGAGCUGCUGGAUGGCGUGGUGAUCGAUUUGUUGAAAACCAAAUGGGAAUCCUUUGUCAAGUCGCGUUUCUACAAACAAUUCUAUAUGUUCUCUUUUUACUUUCUCUUCUCGUUAAUCAGUUUCAUAUUACGUCCAGGGCCGUCCGAAAAAAGCGAUGAGGCUGGCGAUGAAGCCGAAGAAGUGUCAGUAAUGCAUGCCGGAAAUGAAACGGCACCGUAUCAUGGCGGCAACAAAUGGUUAAAGCGACUGAUAAAGCGCGCGAUUGACAAGAUGGAGUAUAAAACUUUUUGGCUGAACUUCACCGACUACUUUGACGAUAACGACGUAGAGCUGGGUCCGUCUUGGUGGGCCAGUUAUGCUGAGUGUCCGCUAAUGAACAUGGAAUCCGACCUGGCUAAGUUACGCAUUGUCGCAGAAAUCGUAAUAUUUUUCGGCUCGAUUUUAUACUUGCUAGCGGCGCUGCGUGAAGCGCGCUUUCUGGGCUACAAAAUGUUUAUUGAAAAUAUGAUGACCGCACCUUCGCGUGUCAUGUUUCUUUUCUCUUGUGCGCUCAUGAUGACCAUACCCUGGCUGAGGUUAUCCUGUUCAACCGAGAUCGAUGACCAUGUUGCAGUCUUUAUAAUGCUCACCACAGCGCCUUACUUUCUAUUCUUUUGUCGCGGCUUUAAAACCGUCGGCCCUUUCGUUGUGAUGAUCUAUCGCAUGGUCAUGGGCGAUCUCAUACGAUUCGUCUCCAUCUACCUUGUGUUCGUGAUGGGAUUUUCGCAAGCCUACUACAUUAUCUUCCUUACAUUUGAUAAUCCUGCCACUCCAGAGGAAAUCGACGAUUCUGAAUCGAAUCCAAUGCCCUCGCCAAUGGAAUCUAUUGUGGCUAUGUUUUUGAUGUCGCUCACCAAUUUCGGCGACUACUUUGGCGGUAUGGGCUCAACGCAGCAUGAGUAUGAAGCGAAAUCACUUUUCUUUCUCUUCAUGGUGAUCGUCAGCGUGUUGCUGGUGAAUAUGUUGAUUGCCAUGAUGGGCAACACUUAUCAAAAGAUCGCCGAGAUACGCAACGAAUGGCAGCGUCAGUGGGCGCGCAUUGUGCUGGUAGUGGAACGUAGUGUACCGCCAGCUGAGCGGCUGAAGAAUUUCAUGCACUAUAGUCAGCCUAUGUCGGAUGGUAGGCGCGCAUUGGUGUUGCGGUUAAAUAUGAGCGACGAAGACAAAGAAGAGAUGAAGGAAGUGCAGGAAAUGAAACGUAUACAUCAACGCUUCUCCAAGAAACGUCAGGUUGAGCGAGAGGCGCGUGCGCAUAAACGUCAGGAGGAGUAUGAAAAGUUCUUUGGCACGAAACCAGCUGUGGAUGGUGAUAAUAAUAAUAUGUGCUGAAGAGGACUUCGAUUGGUGGAGGUGGAGUUGUAAAGAAGAGAACUGUGUAGAAUAAGUAGUUAAUUAUGCGACAUGUCAAAUAGCGAUUUACGGGUUUGUAAAGGUCAAUUGGUUCUAAGU
Messenger RNA from Rhagoletis zephyria (snowberry fruit fly), 3388 nucleotides. Its product is annotated as transient receptor potential cation channel subfamily V member 5-like. Gene Ontology annotation, biological process: calcium ion import across plasma membrane. Gene Ontology annotation, cellular component: plasma membrane. Gene Ontology annotation, molecular function: calcium channel activity; protein binding. NCBI's taxonomy places the organism in Eukaryota, Metazoa, Arthropoda, Insecta, Diptera, Tephritidae. The record is from RefSeq and is a predicted model, not a curated record.